Molecule: messenger RNA, 483 nt
Organism: Canariomyces notabilis
Lineage: Eukaryota; Fungi; Ascomycota; Sordariomycetes; Sordariales; Chaetomiaceae
Product: DUF757-domain-containing protein
Exons: 4
Coding region: 1-483 (160 amino acids)
Cellular component (GO): cytoplasm
Source: RefSeq, a predicted model, not a curated record
AUGUCGGCACCGGUCCCCAAGAACUUCAAUGCCGAUGAGGCAGACAACCUCGAAGAUAUCGAGAAGCAGUUCGCUGUCAAAGUAGUGCAGCACAUGCAAACGUACUGGUCUAUCCUCGAAAAGGUCAAGGGCUCGUCCCUGCGCCUGACCAAGCUCGACGACGAGAUUUACGACCACCUCAAGCGCGACUUUCCCGAUUUCGAUCCGGCCGCCACCAUCAAUGAGGACGAGAUGAAGAGCAAAGCGGGCAAGGAGAGGUGGCGCAACUUCAUGAUGGCGUACGAAAAGAAGGUUGAUGACUACAACUUUGGGACUCUCCUGCGGUCUAAUCCAAAGUUUGAGUAUGGCCGGGAGGAGACCAUUUUUGUCCCAAGGAUGCAGUUCUAUGCUGUAGAGAUUGCCAGAAACCGGCUUGGCCUGAACGACUGGGUCUAUGAAAAGGCACAACAAGAGAAAGCCGAGGCCUCUAAAUCUAGCACAUGA